This is a messenger RNA of Striga asiatica, 1001 nucleotides long. NCBI's taxonomy places the organism in Eukaryota, Viridiplantae, Streptophyta, Magnoliopsida, Lamiales, Orobanchaceae. The record is from the annotation of a GenBank genome assembly.
AAUGCGUAAUCCGAAAUCGGUUUCAAAUAGCUCAAAUGUACAUGGUAAUGAAAAUGCAGCAACAGAACACGACAGGUUCGGAGGGGGUGGAAGUGUUGGAGAACAGAUCUUUCGAAGAUGACGAUUAUGGGAAAGGUCAAUACACGUUGAAAAUUUAUAGGUUUCAGAGCAAGGCUCCUUCUUGGUUGGCUAGAUUUGCCCCAACAGGUGCUCUUGUAAUGCAGGAAGAAGCUUGGAAUGCAUACCCGAGAUUUAUCAAGUGUCCAUAUUUCACGAGGUUUAUUCUAACGAUAGAAACUAUUCACAAGGCUGAUCGUGGUUUAUCAGAAAACGUGCAUGGCCUCAGUAAAGAGCAAUUAGCAGUUCGGCAGAUUGAAAUGCUUGAUAUAGUUUCAUCUACUAGUGAUUACUGGAGUUACGUUAUAGGGACUAGCGGCUUUGAUUUUUCUCAGUUCAAAUCGGAUCAAACUGCGCGUGGCCCGUUAUUAGAUGGAUGGCAGCAUUCGAUAAUAGUAAUAAGAAUGAGUUCAUUGCAGGGAGAAAGGGCACUUUUCAUUGAGAGUCAUCGAAAUUGUUUUGGUUGGAUAGACGAAUGGUUUGGUCUCACUCUGGACACGUUGCGUGAGCUAGAGAAGCAAAGUGAUUCUUCUUUAAACCAGCCAUCCGGGCCGGGCCUUAACCAUCCUUGCAUGGCCAUAGGAUUCAUCGUUAUCGAGCUGCCUAUUGUGCCUAAAAGCGGCACAAGCAAUCACGUACACCAAAACCAGGAUAAUCGAGACCACCACAUUAAUAAUCGAGACUUUUCUCCAGCUUUUCUCAAAGCUGGCCACGACCCCAGCCUUGCACGACCCGCAUUCGUAGCAGAGCUGCUCUUGCUCGUUGCUCCAUCUCAGGCAGUCUGGGUCGGGCCCAGUGGGCCCGACUUCCUCGGCCCAGAACGUUUCGUUUACAUACGUGUAGCCGCACGAUGUUGGGGGCUUGCAGCAUCCGGACUGCAAGUU